Messenger RNA from Marchantia polymorpha subsp. ruderalis, 1038 nucleotides. Lineage: Eukaryota; Viridiplantae; Streptophyta; Marchantiopsida; Marchantiales; Marchantiaceae. The record is from the annotation of a GenBank genome assembly.
GGGGCCACAAUCUCUCUCUCGUCCCGAAUCACGACCGCCUGCUGCUGCUGCGACCUCGGAGCCCGCCGGACCCGUCCCUGGUCGCCGGAUACAGCACCGGAACCCUGGACGAGGUUUGCCGAGUCCAGCCCCACGAAGCGGCGGCCCUGAAGACGGACACCGUGCUGGUGAAGCAGUUCCGGCUCCGGGAGGAGAAUUUGCGGCUUCUGAAGGCCGCCGUGAAUGCCGACGCGUCCCGGGAAGGCUCUAUAGAGGCCAGGCCGUUCUCGUCUGCGGAGUGUGUGAGCGCGACGUUGUGGAGGAUGAUAACUAGAGCCAGAGUGCCGGAGGAGGAGCGCGAGCGCGACGGCGCGGGCGAGGUCUCGAGCCGCAAGACGAGAUUCUUCAUUUUCGUCGACGCGAGGAAGAGGAUGAGGCUGCCGGACGGAUUCUUCGGGAACGUGGUUGCGGCGGCUUACGCCGAGAGCCUCGAGAGCGACAUCCUGCGCCGGCCGCCGUGCUACGCCGCCAGGCUCAUUCGCGCCGCCACCGUCAAUGCAAGCGACGCUUUCAUGAGGUCCUUGAUCGACUGGCUCGAGGUGCAGAAAUCGUCGCCCGAUCCCGUUUCUGCCAAGGCCGAGCACGUGCUGUCAGUCGGCCACGACGUGGCGGCGACGUUCUGGACAUGGUUUGGCCUCUAUGACGUCGACUUCGGUUGGGGGAAGGCCGAUCUGGCCCUGAGAAAUGCUCCGCCCCGGCAUCUGAUCGAUGGCGUGGCAAUGAUGCCCAGUCCUGACGGUGCACGAGACAUGGUCGCUCUUCUGAAUCUCCAUCGCGAUCGCAUGCUCAGGCUCGAACACGAUCCAGAGUUUCGAGCUUUGUUCAUGUGAUCUCAUGGUAGACGGAUCAUGUUACUAGCAGAUUAGCGAAAGGUUUGUCGAGUAUUCUCGAUAGAAACUGCCUCGAACUACGCUCUUACCAGUACGUUGUCGCCGCCUGCGAUCUGAGCAGCUUUGCAGAAUUUAAUAAACUUCGAAUUCCAAAGUACAUCCUUCUGGC